Molecule: messenger RNA, 2109 nt
Organism: Clupea harengus (Atlantic herring)
Lineage: Eukaryota; Metazoa; Chordata; Actinopteri; Clupeiformes; Clupeidae
Gene: tmem79b
Product: transmembrane protein 79b
Biological process (GO): regulated exocytosis
Cellular component (GO): trans-Golgi network membrane; lysosomal membrane
Source: RefSeq, a predicted model, not a curated record
AAGAAAUCAUUCCCUUUAAGAACACAGCCCUUUAACAAUGAUUUACCUGGCCACACCUGUCUGUCCACCCACAGACCUCUCGCAAUAACAACAGCGUCAAACUCAACGUUGACAGGAGAGCUUGGUACAAAAAGAAGACUAAUUUACCAACAACAACGAAUUAAAAUAACAGUCAAGGAAAUCUAAAUGUCAUCAGGAAAAUACCUGUUGGGCAUACAAUAUCGAGUGCAACUCGGGGGUCAUUUAAUUAAUUUGUCUGAUAAUUAAAGUAAUUACUGAAUAUGACAGAUAUCCUAGCAACAAAUCUGGGGCCUACUGAGAAAGAGUCUCCAGAAACAACUGUAGAGCCCCAAACACCAGGAUGGAUGGCAGAAGGAAAUGAGAAGCUAAAAGACGCUGAGAAUGGUCUCGAGACCUCUCCUGAAGGGGAAGUCAUGAGUUUUGCCUGUAUGGAGCCCAGCACCCUACAAUGGAGCUACCCUGGAGAGAAGGAUGCUCUCAAAGAAUUUGGGAGGUCUGUAUCUCAGGAGAUCGAAAGAGACAGAGGAGAAGGAAAGGAGGCCGACGGUGAGAGAGCGAGCAUGCAGUCUGAGUGUUUGUCACUCAGGGGAGGGGAGAGCAGGACGGAGAGCGAGCGAGAGCUCAGGACGCGGGAGAAAAGGAAGACUGCAGAUGGAUGGCAGGAGCUGGAAAAGGAGAGGGAGAAGGAGAGGGAGGUAGAGUUGGAGCUGAGAGCACGACAGAAAGGAUCUCACUUGGAGAUUGAGAUGGAGGAGGUCAACUCCUUGCCAGAGGAGGCAGCACGGGUUUUCAGCCCCAACAGGCUGUGUAUUUCCAGUUUACCAGAGUCCCCCAGAGAUUGGGAAGGUGCAGAGAAGAGCCCUUUCCUGGGGUCACAUGGAGCUCCUCUGAAUGGCUACUACCAAGACUGGGGACCAGAAGAAUCACCAAAAUCGGGAUGUGGUUGCUGCAGUCGUGAUGCACUGAAACUUGCCGCCUCUGUGUUCUCGGGUGCCCUGCUGUUCCCUUUCCUGGUUUGGGGAGGAUACGUCUUCCUCCCGUUCGAUGCCCCUCUGCUGGAAACCGCACCCUUGAGGCUGGUCUACACACUCCGAUGCUCAGUGUUUGGAGUUGUGCCCAUUGUGCUGGGAUUGUUGGUGUUGGGGAUAUCACGUGUGCAUUUUAAUGUCUUAAGGCCCCAGUUUGAGAGUCAGACUGAGGUGAAGGAAGUGAGCGUGCACCGCCAUUUCGUUGAUGAAUCUAUCUCCUUGUUCCUACUGUACUUCAUCCAGCUGGCUGUCUUGGCAGCUUAUCUGAACCACGACCUACUCAAACUAGUGCCUCUGUUGACUAUUGUUUUUACCUUUGGCAGGCUUUGCUACUGGGUGGCAGCAGCCCUUGGCAGUAGCCUCAGAGGGUUUGGUUUCGCUCUGUCCUUCUUGCCCAUGGUCACCAUGUUGGUGGCCAACAUGUACUUCAUCUUUGUGCUGGAUGCUGAAGGCGGCCUCUUCGCCAAGGAGGCCCGUGCCGCCCAAGAGUCCCCUUCCACCUACCGGCAGAGAUUCUGGGGUUGAUCCGUUGCUCCAAAGGGGUUAUGUUGCCAAAUUGGGGUCCUUUCCAUUCACUUUUUAAAUUCAGAUUACAAAGAUCAAAUUUUUUCUGAGCUGUUGAAUGCCUCACUGUCAGUGAUCACUGUCAGCAUAAUACGGCUCUGAAUAUGUUUAUUAUAUGAUGAACUAGACAAAAUAACUACAAUUUACAUGAUUGUGUUUUAAUGACUUGCAUCAUGUUAGAUUGACCUUUGGUGAACAAUUACGCAGCCUUACUACUGCAGAAGAUAAAGAAAACUAGUCUAACAGAUUUUUUGAUAGAGUGCCUUUCAGAAACAUUUAUGAUUCUUGGAGAUCGAAGGAGUAAGCAUCCUUUUGAAGGUAGUAAUGCUUAGUAUUUAAGCUUCUUUGUAUGUGAACUGGAUUCCCUGUACUCCAAACCCAGUUUCUGCAGUAACUAGUAGAUCUGUUUACUUUUCUCCUCUGCAAUAGUUUUGAUGUUUGUCAUGCCUACAUUGUUAAUGUUUACAUUUAUAAUAAACACACAAUCCUAACUCUU